AUGGCUUUGAAUUUUUCAAGAAGGCAGUGGUUGACGCUGAUCGUCAUAGGAAUUGCUGAUUUUUGCAACGCCAUUUGCGUCAGCUUGCAGGCACCAUUCUACCCACAAGAGGCUGAAAAGAAAGGAGCGACGGCUACGGAGUAUGGAUUAGUAUUCGGAGUAUUUGAACUUGUAGUAUUUAUAAUUAGUCCAGUGUAUGGUAAAUAUUUAAAUCGUAUAGGACCCAAAGUUUUGUUUAAUGCAGGCAUCUUUACGACGGGUACAUGUGCUAUAUUAUUUGGAUUUCUGGAGAGAAUUGAUGAUCAUAUACCAUUCAUAGCAUUGAGUUUCAUUAUAAGAAUAGUUGAAGCUUUGGGAAAUGCUGCAUUUCUCACAGCCUCUUUUGCCAUAAUUGCCAGAGAAUUUCCUGAUAAUGUUGCUACCACUUUUCUUAUCAGGCGUCAUUCCUUCUUUGGGCUAGGACUAAUUGUUGGACCAACAUUAGGAGGUGCCUUGUACUCAGUCGGAGGAUAUACCACUCCAUUCGCUGUUUUGGGUUCUGCACUCUUCCUGGCUGCCGUUAUGACUGCUUUGGUUCUUCCCAAACAAACGUCGGAAUCUGAUGUUACAGACCAAGGAUCAUCCAUGGUUAGUCUUCUACGUAUUCCUGCUGUAAUUGUUUGCGCUCUGAGCAUUGCUGCAACCAGUGUAUCAAUUGGAUUCUUAUCGGCAACAUUGGAACCACAUCUUAGACAAUUUGAAUUAUCGCCCAUUGUUUUAGGUAUGAUGUUUAUUGUAAACGGUGGAACCUAUGCUCUUACUGCUCCAGUUUGGGGAUGGCUGUGCGAUCGCGGUUUGAGACCAAAAACUGCUUCUUUGGCUGGAUGCAUUUUAGUUGCCAGUGGAUUUUCUCUUGUAGGACCUCUUCCAUUCUUGCCAUAUACUUCAUCUUUAACUACUAUAAUUAUCGGUCUGGUAAUUCACGGUUUAGGAAUAUCUGCACAAUUAGUAGCUUCCUUCACUGACGCUUUGAACACAUCAGUUGCUCGUGGACUUCCCAACAACAUUGAAACUUACGGCUUAGUUUCUGGUUUAUGGACAAGUACUUUUGCCUUAGGAGCAUUUGUUGGUCCUUCUGUGAGUGGCGCUCUUUUCGACAGUAUUGGCUUCAGGAAUUCUACAUUGUUCGUCAUAGGUCUACAUGGAUUUGUAGCUAUCACCUUGAUUGUAUUCUUGUGCCUUGAAAGAAAACAAGGACCAUACAAAGAAAUUCCACCAUCUGCAUGCAGAAGUACCACGAGUUUGUUAUUGAAUGAGAGUGGAUCAACAAGAAGGUAG
Ctenocephalides felis (cat flea) is the source of this 1317-nucleotide messenger RNA. Its product is annotated as MFS-type transporter SLC18B1-like. NCBI's taxonomy places the organism in Eukaryota, Metazoa, Arthropoda, Insecta, Siphonaptera, Pulicidae. The transcript is spliced from 9 exons. The record is from RefSeq and is a predicted model, not a curated record. Bases 1 to 1317 code for a protein of 438 amino acids. Gene Ontology annotation, molecular function: transmembrane transporter activity. Gene Ontology annotation, biological process: transmembrane transport.